Molecule: messenger RNA, 1628 nt
Organism: Populus nigra (black poplar)
Lineage: Eukaryota; Viridiplantae; Streptophyta; Magnoliopsida; Malpighiales; Salicaceae
Product: 3-ketoacyl-CoA synthase 15
Exons: 3
Coding region: 70-1599 (509 amino acids)
Biological process (GO): fatty acid biosynthetic process
Cellular component (GO): membrane
Molecular function (GO): acyltransferase activity, transferring groups other than amino-acyl groups
Source: RefSeq, a predicted model, not a curated record
UGCUGUCUGGGCUUACGUUGUUUUUCCUUGGUCUCUCCAGCGUUACUCGGUUUCAUAAAACUGCUUCCCAUGGCAGGAGAGCAGGAGUUAUUAUCCACUGAAAUUGUGAACCGGGGCAUAGAGAAUUCAGGCCCAUAUGCUGGAUCUUUGAAUUUCUCUGUCAGGGUUCGACGAGGAUUGCCGGAUUUCCUCAACUCGGUUAACUUGAAAUAUGUCAAGCUGGGAUAUUCCUAUCUCCUUAGCCCUGUCUUUUAUUUCCUAACAGCACCAGUUCUCAUGGUGAUCUUCGGUGCUCAGAUUGGAAAGCUCUUCAUCUGGCAAGACUUCUGUCCAAAAUGUAAACCCAUUGAUGCACUUUUCAUAGUGGGAUUGUUGAGUUUAAUUAUAUACAUUUAUCUUUAUUUAAGCCCUCGGUCUACUUAUUUAGUGGACUUCGCUUGUUAUCGUCCACCAAAUGAACUCAAGAUUUCGAAGGACGAAUUCAUCGAGUUGGCGAAGAAAUCUGGAAAAUUUAAUGGUGCUGCCAUAGAGUUUCAGCGCCGAGCUCUCAAGAAUUCUGGCAUUGGAGAUGAGACCUGCAUGCCUAGAAUAGUUUUUCAACCUGGGCACAAGAUAACACUAAAGGAUGGCCGUGAAGAGGCAGCAAUGAUCAUGUUCGGAGCAGUAGAUGACCUUCUUGCCGCCACAAAAAUAAGGCCCAAGGACAUAAAAAUUCUUAUUGUCAACUGUGGGAUCCUAAAUACUACCCCGUCACUCUCAUCAAUGGUAAUAAAUCACUACAAGCUUAGGCAUGAUAUUCAAAACUUCAAUCUCGGUGGCAUGGGAUGUGCUGCUGGCAUUAUAGCUAUUGAUCUAGCUAAAGACCUUCUGAAUGCAUAUCCUGGAUGCUAUGCACUGGUGGUGAACACGGAAGCGGUGAGCUAUACAUGGUACAGUGGCAAUGAUAUGGAUAUGCUCCUUCCUAAUUGUUUCUUCAGACUUGGCGCAGCAGCCAUGCUUCUAUCCAGUUGCCGCCUUGACCGAUGGCGAUCUAAGUAUGAACUGAAGCAGCUAGUUCGAACUCACAAAGGCAUGGACAACAGAAGCUUCAAAAGCAUACAUCUAAGGGAAGAUGCAGAACGAAAGCAAGGUCUGUCAGUUAGCAAGGAUCUGGUUGAGGUGGGAGGCCAUGCACUCAAGGCCAACAUCACCACUCUAGGCCCUUUAGUCCUUCCUGUGUCUGAACAAGUUCAUUUUUUCACUAAUUUGCUCUUCAAGAAGAAAAACAGACCAUACAUUCCAAACUACAUGCUUGCUUUUGAGCAUGUGUGCAUCCUAGCAACUAGCAAAAAGGUGCUAGAUGAAAUACAGAAGAACUUGGAGCUUACAGAGGAAUACAUGGAGGCAUCAAAGAAAACUUUGGAGCAAUUUGGGAACACUUCGAGUAGCAGUGUCUGGUAUGAACUCGCUUACUUGGAGACAAAUACAAGGAUCAAACGAGGUGAUAGGAUCUGGCAACUUGCUUUUGGUUCAGGGUUCAAGUGCAACAGUGUUGUUUGGAAGGCGCUUGGGAAUGUUGGGAAGCCCAAGCGGAGUCCUUGGAUUCAGGAUUCUAACUGAAGGAAAUAGUAGGAGAAGGUGGGAGUGAA